Paramuricea clavata is the source of this 7152-nucleotide messenger RNA. NCBI's taxonomy places the organism in Eukaryota, Metazoa, Cnidaria, Anthozoa, Malacalcyonacea, Plexauridae. The record is from the annotation of a GenBank genome assembly.
GGGGGUGCUGCAUAUCGUGCUGGAGUUCGGGUUGGUGACAAGAUUGUCAAGGUAUAUAUCAAUGCAUCCUAAUGCUAUCGUAUAUGAGUUACUAGUACUUAAUCGGACCAUAUGUCAUUAUGAUAUGCAACUAUUCAAAAUGUUUUGCGAUCUUUACAUCAACUGCCAACUAUUUAUUAGUUUGGUUUCUUGUGGGAAUCAAUGGUGGGAAUGGGAAACCACGCACCAUGCCCCCAGAGCCAGUUUUUCGAAAUUUUGAAAUCCACAAAACGGAUGUGCAUAGUCAAACUAGUGCUUUAGACUGUGCUUAAACGGGUGCAUGUGCAUAGACUAGUGCUUUAGACUGUGCUUAAACGGAUGCAUGUGCAUAGACUAGUGCUUAGAAAUUAUUUUCUGGUCGUGCAGAGCAGGCCUGAAUGUCGAGUUUAGGUGGAAAUUAUUGCAUUAUCGAUUCAUAUUCUCGAAAAUACAGAAAAUACUAUAACAACUGUUAUGUAGAAAAUACAAAAUGGCCAUUGCAUGAGUUUGACUAUUUAAUCAAAUAUUUUGGGUGUAUUUUAAGGUUAAUGGAACUCUGGUGACGAACUCUAAUCAUAAGGAAGUAGUGACCUUGAUUAAAGCGGGAUCAUAUGUUGCACUAACCUUGCUUGGUAAACCUCCAAGCUCACGAAAUUCGGGAAGUGGUAAGUUUGAUGUUACUCUGGAAACAGGUGGGAAAUUUGUCUGAGCAUGCGCGAGCAAAUUGAAAAACACAAUUGCGCGGAAUACACGCAACGCGUGUUUACAAAAAGGCACAAUCGUGUAAAUAUUGCCAAAUGUUUGUACAAAAUAAAUGACUGUUUUAUGUUGAAAAUGGACAUGAUCUAAAUUAAUCAUACAGAAUUUUUUAGUGACGUUCUAUUUCAGUACCCUGCCAUUGUCUCUGGUGGGCUGUCCGUGUGCAUUCGAUCUGAAACAGUUGCUACUUUGCUGUCGAAAAAUUUCGAAUGUUUACAUGAAAAUAGAGGCAAGUCAUGCAUUUUACAACCUCGUAAACUGUAUGAGCCCCUAUUUUUACGCUUAUACCUAAGAUAUCAAAUAAAAAUACAUGAAACAGAGAACAUUUUCAGAAAGUUUUAUCGUGAGGCCACGGCCAGUUUUUAAAAUAUCUUUAUUUCUGUUCCGGUCAUCACCAAAAUUACACUAAAGCCGGGCUUGAAUAUACAACAAAUUUUGAAUCUCAUCAAGUACAAAAAUAUUUAACGUGUAACCAAAAUAUGCUCACGAAAUCGAAAUUAAUAGCUAAAUUUUCAAUCUAGACCCUUCUCGAAGCGGUUUUCAUGAAGGAAGUUCACAUUUCGGCCUUUGAUUCCUGGCAAAAAUUUGACAACAACACGUGCGAAGCAACUGGGUCUCAAAGACUCAGCUAAAACAUUGUGAGCCCCUAUUUUCCUGACGAUAUGUUUGAUACCUACAAACACCUAAAAGUUUUUUCUUUUCAUUUACCUAUAUUUGAAAUUGAGGCCACGGGCUAUUUUUGAGAAAAUCCAGUUCAAAAUCAAGCUAUUUUUACAUAUUUUCAAAACUUGUCAAAUUUCGCGAGCUUGUAUUUUGAACUUAGACAGCUGAAGUUACAUUAAGAAACAUAGGAUGGAAAAUUUGAGGCAUAUAAAGUUAAUUUCAACUUACAUUUCAUUCUCAUAUCACGUCUUUCUUCGUUUAUUACGGUUUUAAACAAGCCACAGAUCGACGUAUACGGUAUUUACUCCCAUGUUCACGUCGCCAUAUUAACUUCUUCCAGUCACUCGAUUACAAAACAAAUGUCCAAAACCAAAGAACUCAUAGUCGACUUUUAAAAGAAUAACCGUUAAUUUGUAAAUCGUUGAAUGGAAAGCAAAAAAUCGUCAGCUAAAACAGCUUCUUGCUAACUUUCUGCUUUGUUUUGAAUGUAAAUGCAAUGAGUUUUGUUUCUGCCCGCGAUUUUUUGGUCAGCGACGACAAAUUUCCCACCUGUUUACUCUGGAAGUUUCAUAUUAUGCAUCGUUGAACUAUUGUACAUACGUCAUGUUGCACGGAUGAAACCGGUUCACAAAUCCGAAUUACGAUCAUUUUCCGAAUUCUUGGCGAUCUUUUUCCGCCAUUUUGGAUGUUGACAAUCUAGGGAAGGAUAUUUGGGAGGAUCAAUAUACAUUACAAGAAGACGUCAAUAUAUGACGUUUUUGAGGAGGUUGUUGGUCGACGUCUUUUCGUGAAAUAUACGCUUGAAAACACGGAAUUAAAAACAUAGUCAAAAAUAAUGUUGAAAAGUUCUGACUGAAUCUCACAAAUCCCAAAACAAAUCCUUGACCACAACAUUCUUAUUGUACAAUAUGUAUAAAGCGAACUUUCCCAUAGGCUAGCUGGCUCCCACUUCUUAUGAGAAACGUUUAUGCCCGUGGGCUUAAACAACGCAGAAUUUGAGGUUAUGAAAAUUAUCUCGAAAAUUUCCCGCUAUUGAGGCCAUCACGUCUUUGGUAUAGCGAGGCAGGGGGUUUUGUAAAAGAUGUCAUAUUGACGUCUUUUUGCCAGAAAAGUAUAAUAAUAAUAAUAAUAAUCUGUUUAAUUAAUCACAUUGCAGUCUCUACUGAAUUACAUGAUUAUAAGUAAAUACAUUAAAAAUUAAAUUUACAAAUAAAUAUACAAAUACAAAUAUUCGUGCAUGUUACGUAAUUAUUUAAGGAAAUUGAUGAAGACUACAGAUAUUAAGUGUAAAUUAAAGGAUUUGGAUUUCUUCAAUUAUAUAGGAGCUUUUUAAAAAACUUUGUGCAUACAACUGCUUAUAUACAGUAAUAUGUAAAUCUUUUGUUGAUUGCUGGUGUUCGAACCUGUAUUUUAAUAUAGCUACCUGCAUGAACUCGUUUGAAAUGCAACUUCUUCGUGUGAUGAUAUUUUAAUGUAAAGAUAACGUGCGCGAGACAAUAAUCAAAGUACAAGAAUAUAGCUCGAGUAUAACUUAUCACAGACCUUGUUUUCAAGAUUUGAAUGCAUGUACCCGCAAUCGCAACUGACGAAUUGACUCACGCGUAAUCGCUACUCACGAAUUGGCUCAUGUACUACUUUAGGAUGGAGAUGUACAGCAACUGUGUUAGGAAGUAUUUUUUAUUAGAUUUUUCUGUUUUCAUAUUUUGCCGAUACUUUUGUUCUCCAUUUGCUAGUCGUCUUGGUUGUUUGCACCAGUUUUGUCUGUUGAUUCCCUCAGCCUAAAUGUCUUGUAAUUAAUUAGUGCAUGAAUGAAUAAAUCAAAUAAUUAAUUGGCGGUUUUAAUCAAUAAUCAAUAGUUAUGGGAGUGAGUACGUGCAUAUUAUGUAGCAGCCUUGUAUUCGUGGCAAACACACUAUGAGAUAGAGAGUUUUCGUGCUAACAUAACUGUUAGAACUUUUGGAAGUUGACCAGAAGAGCCUUACCGUAACACAUAUACUGAAACUCAUCUGCAUGACGGCUGUCAGUGUCCACCAAUUUAGCUGAUGAGAUAUCCAAGUUACAGAUUUUGCAAUACGUUUCUGACAACACGGACGCUAACCGGAAGUCAAUCGAGCCGUUAUAGAUGGCCGUUCUUAUUGACGUUUAUGACAGACCGACAUACUUCAAAUGUAAGAACAGUUUGUGCACUAAAAUUGAAGCACGAGUUAACUAUACCGAGCUAUCGAAGUCUUGUAGAAUUACAUUCAAAGGCGAUUUGAGGUUUGCCGUUUGGGCUAAGUAGUCUCCCGUAAACGUCAGUGUGACACUGAAUCACUGAUUCGUCUAUGCAAAGGAUCUAAGCACUCCAACAUCCAUCGCCACUGUACUGUCUCCUAUAAUGAACCAAUGCAUGUGAUGUGAUAUUGCUGUUCUGUGCCUCGCACGCACGUCUUAGCCAACUUUUGCUUAAAUUUUUGUUCACGUUUUAUCUUAGCGAGUCCAAGUGCAGGAAGUCUCAGUCCAGGAAUUGGAUCGCCUACGUCACCAAGUGUAAGUUUCUACUAUACUUGAAUUAUUUAUUUGUUUAAAAUGAAAAGUAAUGGAGGAGGUGCCAUCAAAAUACAAUCUUGGACGUCAGUAUGAACCAAAGUGUUGUUACAUGUUUUCAUUCCCAUCAGCCUAAAAUAGGGUAGCGUUGUGCAUGUAUAUAGCGUAUCGAGAGAGCACCCGGCCAGUUCCAGCUGGUGGGUUUUGACAAUUAUUUCUCUGCAGCAGUCGUAAAUUAGCCAUUCCGAAGUUGAUGAGUUGACUGGGGACGAGUGUUAAAAAGUGCCCAAAUUAAGAAAUGAACUAAAUCACUAAAAAGACCACCUCAAAAUUAGGAAGUAUACAAAGUUUGAAGACGUUUACAUGAAUAUCCUUCGAAUAAUAAGCUUUCGAAAAUUAUGAAAUUUCUGAUUAAAAGAUUGUUUUUGGCACGCGCGUCCCAAAAACAAAAAUUGCAAUUGCAAAAAUUGCAAUUAAAUAUCGGAUUUUCGAAUGCUUAUAAUUCGAAGGGUAUUCAUGUAAACGUCUUCAAACUUUGUAUACUUACUAAUUUUGAGGUGGUAUUUUUAGUGAUUUGGUUCAUUUCUUAAUUUGGGCACUUUUUAACACUCAUCCCCAGUCCACUCAUCAACUUCGGAAUGGCUAAUUGACCUAGUAAAUUGUUUGGUUCUGACGCCAUUUUGUAUUCUUAUUGUGUAUGAGCAUGGAAUGACUUACAAUUCCGGUGAGCCCAAAUUUCAUAAUGCGACCGUCUUUUAUGCAAAAUUGAAUUGACGAAACCGAAAAAAAGUGUUCAAUAAAAAAAGAAAAGUAUUCAAUGUAGGAGAAGAACAAAGUUAUUACUAAAGCAAAAAUUCUUCGAUGAUGGUCAAAAUACACUAUGCGACAUUUAAAAAAUGCAAAAAUGUCGUCAAGAUGACGUGGAGAAAAAACCCUCUUUACGUCAUAAAGACCACAUCAAAACAAUGCAUCAAAAUCACUACGUCAAUGGUUUACUCACUACGCCUGAAAAUGCCAGGCGUUCUCCCCGCUCAUGGUGCCAUGACAUUUCAGGCUAUGUAGUGGUUUUAAACUCUUCAAAUAAAUAACCACUGCAAUCUCAAAGUGGGUUUAUAUAUAAAAAUAUUAUCACAGUGCGAUUAUGUACUAUUUAAAACACGCGUAGGAGUGUUUUAUCAUAUUUAAAAUUCGAGUGCGCAGCACGAGAAUUUUAAUUACGAUAAAACAGUCUUUGUUUUAAAUGGAUUAAAACACGACUACAAUGAGUGACUUCCACGAGCAUUGUUAUGUAUUGCAGAAUACUGUUGAAUUAGCUGCCAAACGAUAUGCAAUUAAACCUACAAUAGGAAACACCUACGCACUCGUUCAGCAUGCAAAUUAGUAGUGGUCACCGGUGUCACAGGAAAUCCCCGAAAAUUUGGCCUUAUCUUUAGGCUCGGAAAUCGUGAAGCUUCUACUAAAACCAAAGUCUAGAAAUGUUUCUCAAUAUUUAUAGUUGCGUAAUUUUUUGUGUCAAAAGUCUCCAUUGAAUUGCAAUAUUGACGAGAAUUAGGCCAAGAGCUAAACUUUAGCGUACUUUUCGCGUUUGGUUUUGACCAGCUUUGUAGAAGACAACGUUCAUAAAUAAUGGCUGUAUUAUUAAGCCAUGGAAACGAAACGAUUUUUAUAAUACUUAAAAUGAUACGAUUUUUGCUAAUACAUACGAUAUGUGCUUUUGUGUUUGCGGAAUGUUUUGUUAGUCAUUCAAACCUUUGUGCGUUUGUGUGUGUGGAAUGUUUUAAUUGUUUUUGUGAGCCAUGAAGCAUGCAGUCUACUUUCGUUUUUAUGGAAUGCUUCUGUAAUGCAUCCCAACCACAUGAGCGACCAUAUAUACUGUGUAUAUGUAAGUAAAAUGCAUAGUAAAAGUUUUUUUUACGAAAUAACCACUCGUUUGAUUUUGUUUUUCGAACAGACGUUUCCACUUAAAAGUCUACUUUUACCCUAAUGCUAAUUACUCCCUGUUAUUUAUUAGACGCGUAUAUUAACAUAUUAGCCAACACAUGAUGUCAUCGUUUGCCAAAGUGCGGUUGUUAUUCUGACUAAUUUUAUACUAUGUGACUGAAUUUAUAGAUCUAUAUAACUUGUAAUAUCUUAGAAAUUCCUAUCUCUUAAAAUCGUUUCGUGUCCUUAGCUUAAAGCUAAGCCAUUAUGCAUUAACGUUGUCCUCUACAGAUACCCAUGUACGAUGUGUCUGGCAUGACUGCACUAGCACAUUAUUAUUAUUACGCUUUCCUUCAAACUUUUAGCUCUUGGCCGCAAUGAAGAAUUUUGACACAAAUAAAUUAUGCAAACUAACUAUAAAUACUUACAAACACUUUAAGGAUCUUGCAUUCUUGGUUUUAGAAGCUUCACGAUUUCCGAGCUUACAGCGAUAAAGUGAACUAUGUUUUCGAGGGGGCCAAAUUUCCUAGGAAAUUUGGGUAGAAGAAUUUUUUUUUUUUGGGGGGGGAGGAAAUUUCCUGGGACACCGGUCUUAACAAGAGUAAGGAGCUUCGGUGGUGCAGUCGUCAGAGCAAGCGUCCUUCACCUCUGAGAACGUGGGUUCGAUUCUCGCUACGGGCUCUUAUGAAAAGAAUCUGUCAACUCUCUGCCGAAAGUCGUGGGUUUUCUCAGGACGCUCCGGUUUCCUCCCACAGGGAAAGUUGACAGAGUGGGUUGGGAUAAACAUAGUUAGGAAAGUAAUAUCACAAUUGUUGUAAAAGAUAAUUAGUCUAGGUUAAGUAAGUAACUCAAGUAAGCGUAAUACUUGAUGUGAUCGGUCACUGAAAAGCCCCGAUGGGGAGUGAGCUGAGUAAUCCUCAAAAUUUCGUGUGUAUUUGAUCGACGUCUUUCUUAUUCUACGGGUAUAUUAUGAAUUGGCGUAGACUGCAAAAACUAUGUCGCGUGCAUGGUUUACACUCUGAGUCCUCAUUGGUUCCUACUGAUAAGAGUAUUCGAAGUUGUUAAAUAAACAUUGCGUGUUUGAUGUGGUGUGCUUGGACCUCUUUUGCCCGGAUGAGAAAUAUCCCAAUGGGCAAUAUGAUCAUAUUAUUCUAAUAAUGUAUUUCCUUUGCCAAAAUCCCACUUGUCAAAAACAUUGGUCCAUGCAUGCGUACAUUGUUCAUGCUUUAGGCCGAACUGGCGAUCAAAUCGUUAACUUUCAUCUGA